CAAAAAUUGUCAAGGCCUGGUUGAGGCUAGCAAAUGAAGACCUCAUUAAUGCAUCACGGAAUCUUCAAAUUCAGCUCAUGAAGCGGAAAAGAGAUAAAAUUAAUGGCCAGGCUUCUAAGAAAUUGAAAGCAACUCCAUCUUCGGAUGUUUUUCGCUUGAAAGUUGCCUCCAAGUUAUCGGCACUUUUGAAUACAAGUUUGAAAGAGCUUGGUGAAAAAACAGAGAGCCUUGCAACAAGUAGUGAACUUAGAGAAGUGCAUAGAUUGCCUCUGUUGAGUGGGAGAGUAAAACCUGAAUCUUCUUCAGAACAAGAGGAUAUAGACCCCCUGACAAAAUCUUUGUUGAAUUUCAUAGACUCUGCAAAGAGUAGACUCUCAGAGUUAUUCAAAAAAGAUAAUGAAGUUGUUUAUGCAAAAAAAUUUGGAGUUGAUAAAGAAGAUCUGUUAACAUGUAAGAAUAAGAAUUGCUCAAAAGUUUGUACUUCAGUAGAUCAGGAUUCAUUGCAAGCUCAGAUUUCUGAAAAAUUUCAGUCUCUUUUCAAAAAGGCUUUAAAUUCAAACGGUUUAUCCCAAAAUGUUCAUGAAGUAGAACAAACUGAAACAGAAGUGCAAAUUAUUGAUGAAGAAUGGCAAGAUGUUUCUCUGCUGUUAGAUGAUUUUUUGAAAUCGGCACGGAAAAAAGUUAAUGAUUUGCUUUCUACUAAAAGUGACACAGAACGAAAUAAUAAAUGUAUAGGUGCAUCAGGACCUGCAACUAAACCAUUACAUAAAAAACUCUCGUACAUUCCUAAUUCUAAGUGUAGUAAAUCUGGUAAACAUCUUGGUUGUGAUAGAGCCGGCAAUGUCACACAUGUAAUUGAUAAUGCUACUGCUAGGAAAGCGGAUCUGAAUGGUUCCACACAAAUUCCGGUUCUGACCCAUACUUCUGAGAAAUCAUUAAAAUCUCCCAAAACAGUGUCUUUUGAUUCAAGCUCUUCAGUCAGUUGCUUAUUAGACAAGCCAUCAGUUAGGAAUACAUCUAGUUAUAAUUGUGCUACAAAUUGUGAUCAAGAAUUUGUGCAUGAUUUAACUGUUAAAUCUUUAAAGACUGCCAAUCCUAAAUGUGUCGAAACACAACACAUUAAUUUGGAAAAUACACCAGCUCUUGAAAGUUCUUUUAGUGAGUCAAAUCGUGUCCAUUCUCGAACUCUCAGAAGUUGCUCUUUGCGUAGGUUAACAAUAAAACCGAAAUCCACUAAAAGCUCUACAACUGAGCAGGAUACUUUGCAGAAUCAGAUUCCUAGAAAAAUUUCAACUCACCUGAAUUCUACCAGAACUACUGUCCAUAAUACUAAAUGCAAAUCAUCUGUUGUGAAGUCUUUUGAUAUAACUCCAGUAGAUCCAAGUGCAUCCUUGAAAAAAGCAAACACUGUAGCCAUGGAGUUUGGUAUACCCUACGAAUCUAACUCCUUUGAGGAUCCUUCGAACUAUGAAUUUGAAAGCUUAGAUUAUGGGACGGGAUCUGGCAUUUUGUUGAUGGAUGAAGCUGAACAUGCACCCGAUGUCCUCAACUUGGAAGUUGUGAUAGACGAGGGGAACAACAGUGAUGAAUCAUCAUCAGAACCUGAAGUUCUCUGCUUGGGUGAAAAAGUUCCUACCUAUGAAGUUGUAACAAUAGAAGAAGAUGAUGAGGCAGCACAAGUAGCUUCUGCUGAAGUGGUCCCAGCCAGCUCAACAGGAAGCGAGAAUCUUUCAGAAGAAAAGUCCUUUGAAUGUCCACACUGUGGCAAGAGCUAUAAAGUUGAGUCCCUAUUGAAAUUUCAUGUCAGGAUGCAUGUGUCAUCUGUUGUCCAAGAUCAGUCAACUGUUGGUGAAGAUAAAGCACCCACUAGUCAGGAAGGAAGGUCACAAGAAAAGAAGAAAACCCAAAGGACAAAAAAGUUAGCUCCAGAAAAAGAAUCAAGUGGUGCUGAGAUAAAACUUCAAAAGAAAAAGCAGGCCCGACGUCACAAGAGCCGGCAUUCGUCAUAACUUGCUGUACUUCACUUGCUGUACUUUUUAUGAUCACAGUGCUGAUCUAUAAGCUGGUUAUGUGCUGCUAAUUUUCUAGAAUUGUAUUUUUCAAUUGAUUGUCAUGCAACAUGUUGCUGCUGAGUCAUAUGUUUGUCAUUUUGUUCCUUUAAUUCUUUUCAUUAAAAUUUCAAGAAUUUUGUAUUUUA
Molecule: messenger RNA, 2197 nt
Organism: Uloborus diversus
Lineage: Eukaryota; Metazoa; Arthropoda; Arachnida; Araneae; Uloboridae
Exons: 6
Coding region: 78-2009 (643 amino acids)
Source: RefSeq, a predicted model, not a curated record